This is a messenger RNA of Gastrolobium bilobum, 2043 nucleotides long. RefSeq names its product D-lactate dehydrogenase [cytochrome], mitochondrial. The record is from RefSeq and is a predicted model, not a curated record. Lineage: Eukaryota; Viridiplantae; Streptophyta; Magnoliopsida; Fabales; Fabaceae. Gene Ontology annotation, cellular component: mitochondrion. The transcript has 18 exons. The coding region runs from base 64 to 1758 and encodes 564 amino acids. Gene Ontology annotation, molecular function: D-lactate dehydrogenase (cytochrome) activity; FAD binding; D-lactate dehydrogenase (NAD+) activity. Gene Ontology annotation, biological process: lactate catabolic process.
AUUUGGUUCCUCCAUCUUCGUCUUCAGCUGAAUCAGCUGCUGAAUCCCUUCUUUUUUAUCAUCAUGUCAAAUUUCUCGUCGUGGUUUUCUCGCUUGCGUUCUUCGUCCAAGUACUUGUACCGAACUCUCCACUCACCUCACAAAAACGCACUUGCUACCAAUGUAUUCAGCUCCCACAGAACAAGGAAGCCAUGGAUGACAUGGUCAAGCUCUGUGCUUCCUCUGGCUCUCGCUGUUUCUGCUGGAUCACUUUCUCUUCAACCCCAUUUCAACCCUUCCUUGUGUGACGCUUCUGAUAUUGACAACAGAGGUGUGAGCUUUGGGGGCAAAGGUAGCACCCAGUAUGUUGUUAAGGGUUCACAGAAAGAUUUUCCACAGGAGCUUCUCAAGGAGUUGGAAAUCAUCUGUCAGGAUAACAUAUCACUUGAUUAUGAUGAGAGAUAUAUCCAUGGAAAACCACAGAACAGCUUUCACAAGGCUGUCAAUAUCCCAGAUGUUAUUGUUUAUCCAAGAUCUGAGGAAGAGGUCUCCAAGAUUGUCAAAUUAUGCAACGAUCAUAAGGUUCCUAUUGUACCGUAUGGUGGAGCUACAUCAAUUGAGGGUCACACCUUAUCCCCUAAUGGAGGGCUUUGCAUUGACAUGUCAUUAAUGAAAAAAGUGAAAGCAUUGCAUGUUCAUGACAUGGAUGUGGUUGUUGAGCCUGGAAUUGGAUGGAUGGAGCUUAAUGAGUAUUUGGAACCUUAUGGCCUAUUUUUUCCACUUGAUCCAGGUCCUGGUGCAAGCAUCGGAGGCAUGUGUGCUACACGCUGCUCUGGUUCAUUAGCUGUGAGGUAUGGAACUAUGCGUGAUAAUGUCAUCAGUCUCAAGGUUUUUCUUGCCAAUGGAGAUAUUGUGAAGACUGCCUCUCGUGCUAGGAAGAGUGCUGCAGGGUAUGAUCUGACCCGCUUGAUGAUUGGAAGUGAAGGAACACUUGGUGUUAUAACAGAAGUGACACUGCGGCUUCAGAAAAUUCCCCAGUAUUCAGUGGUUGCAAUGUGCAAUUUCCCUUCUGUGAAGGAUGCAGCAGAUGUUGCUAUUGCCACUAUGAUGUCUGGUAUACAGGUAUCCAGGGUAGAGCUAUUGGAUGAAGUUCAAGUGAAAGCUAUCAAUAUUGCUAAUGGGAAGAAUUUGCCUGAAUGUCCAACUUUAAUGUUUGAAUUUAUAGGAACAGAGGCAUAUGCACGUGAACAAACACAAAUUGUUCGGAGACUUGUUUCUGAGCACAAUGGCUCGGAUUUUGUAUUUGCUGAAGAACCUGAAGCAAAAGAAGAACUUUGGAAGGUAAGGAAGGAGGCACUCUGGGCUUGCUUUGCAAUGGAGCCUGAUUUGGAGGCAAUGAUUUCAGAUGUAUGUGUUCCUUUAUCUCAUCUUGCCAAUAUAAUUUCAAGGUCUAAAAAGGAGCUGGAUGCAUCACCACUUGUUUGCACAGUACUUGCCCAUGCUGGUGAUGGUAAUUUCCACACGGUAAUUCUAUUUGAUCCUACCCAAGAAGAACAGCGGCAGGAGGCAGAGAGACUCAACCAAUUUAUGGUUCAUGCCGCCUUGUCAUUGGAAGGUACUUGUACUGGUGAACAUGGUGUUGGUACUGGAAAAAUGAAGUAUCUUGAAGAAGAACUCGGAGAGGAAGCAUUGAGGACAAUGAAAAAAAUAAAAGUAGCCUUAGAUCCCAACAAUAUCAUGAAUCCAGGAAAGCUCAUCCCUCCCCAUGUUUGUUUGUAGUAGUACCCUCACUCCUAGAGGCAACUGUGCAAUACAACAGUCAUGAAUAACCAUGGUCUCCUCAAAUUUAGAAUCAACAGGUUGCAUUUUCUAAUAUCAGGCCAUGUCUGUAGAAUCCGUUUUUUACUAUACAAGGACAUAAGCACCCUGUGAUUUGUUCAUUGAUAUAUGCUUCAGGCCAUUUCAGGGUUUCUGGCCUCUCCUAUGUCUCACAAAAUCUAUGAGAAGCUAAAUAAUUCCCUCUUCUCAAUUUCAGAUCAUAUUAAGAUAUAACGCAUGCUCAUA